Brassica rapa (field mustard) is the source of this 2373-nucleotide messenger RNA. RefSeq lists its product as uncharacterized. The record is from RefSeq and is a predicted model, not a curated record. Gene Ontology annotation, molecular function: zinc ion binding. Lineage: Eukaryota; Viridiplantae; Streptophyta; Magnoliopsida; Brassicales; Brassicaceae.
ACAUCGUUUUUCUCUCAACGAUGAGACUCUCUCAUGUGGAGAUGAGAUGUUGGAACAAAUGUUCAAGGAAGACCCUGAUAACAUCCCCGAUAGUUGGUUAGAAGUCGAGGACGAGGACACUCCCUCAGAAAGCUCCCAACCCCCCGACACCGAUGGUGUUCCGCCUGCAGCCUAUGAUCACGAUUUUUGGGAUCCUUUAUUAGAUGAACACCUCGGCGCAUCAGAUGUAGCUGAGGUAAUGGCCGGGAUUCAAGUUCCCAAAACUGCCCCCCACAUAAUACACUGCACCACUGGCAAUGCUUUCGAUCAUACAGUCCUUUUAUCUGGUGAGGAGACUACUGAUUGGAAGAAAGAUCUAAACUUUCACGGUGUACACCAGAGGGAACGUCCACAUGGACAAUCUUCAUCCAAGUCCACAUCCACUCCACAUUCAGAUGGGUCCACGCGUACACCUUAUUCUAUGUACACCGAUCGUCCUCAACAAAGCACCCCCAUACCGCCAGUGCGCGAGACACGCCCACUCUCUGAAAUUAGCGAUGAGGAAUUCGACGUACCUCCUCUCUUUGACGACAUCUCAUACGAAGCUGAUGACGUCCCUGACCUGAACUUCGACGACCCCGACGAAGAACCAACAGUGGGCAAGCUAUAUGCAUCUAAGCAGGACUGUCAAAUUGCCUUAGCUAUCUACGCAAUUAAGGAACGUUUCCACUUCAGGCAAACUCGCACCACAAGGCAUUCAUUUGUUCUUAGUUGCCACGACACUCACUGUGACUGGCGGAUAUUAGCACAAGAGCUCACCACUUGUGGGUACUACACUAUCAAAAAGGCGAACCUUGUACAUAUUUGCCCGUUCGAAUCUCGCGACCUUUACAAAAGACGAGCAACAUCCAAAGUUAUUGCCCACGUCUAUCGUUCCCGCUAUGGAGAACCAAAUGUUGGACCCAAAUCAGCGCAGCUGCAGCAGAUGGUUUUGGAAGACCUACGUGUUUCUGCUUCAUAUAUGAAGUGCCACAGGGCAAAAGGAAAAGCCAUAGAAAACACCAUCGGUAAUCCAGAGGAAUCCUAUCUGGACAUUGCUUCAUACUUUGAACGUCUGAAAGCCACAAACCCUGACACAGUCACAGCCAUUGAAACAGAAUUAGAUAACCUGAAUCAGACUCGUUUCCUUUAUGCUUUUCUAUCUUUUGGAGCUUCCAUCCAUGGUUUCCGUCGAGUCCGACCUGUUCUCAUCAUCGAUGGCACACAUCUCUCCGGGAAAUACAAAGGUGUUCUCCUCACGGCUAGUGGCCAAGAUGGCAACUUCCAGGUAUUCCCCUUGGCUUUCGCUGUUGUUGACGGGGAGACCGACGAGGCUUGGCACUGGUUCCUUACUAAAGUGGAAAGGAUAAUUGCUGAUUCUAACACCCUCACCAUCAUUUCUGACCGUCAUGCCUCUAUUCUAAAAGCCAAGCAGAUCGUGUUCCCCAAAGCACACCAUGGGGCAUGUAUUGUACACAUUAUGCGGAACGUUGUCUCCCGUUACAAGAACAAAGGGUUGGCUAAAAUGGUUUGCGCAGCGGCUUUCUCUUAUAGACGCAAAGAUUUCAACGACCACUUCGGUAAAAUCAGGGUCGCUAAUGCCGAUUGUGCAAAAUACCUUGAAGACAUAGGGACUGCAAAGUGGACGCGCACAUAUUUCAGUGGCAACCGAUACAACCUUCUCACUAGCAAUGUUGCUGAGCAACUCAACAACGCAUUACGUAAAGCUAGGCCUUCACCAAUCGUUGAGUUGUUCAUGUUCAUCCAAAGGAUGUUGACUCGUUGGUUUUCAGCUAGGAGAACAAAAUCAGCAAAACACAGGGGAUCUGCAACACCAGAGGUAGAAGCUGUUAUGCAGACACACAUUAGGCUUACAAAAGGGAGCAACAUAUCAAACAUUACUAACUGGAGCUACCAAGUGAAGGGGGUAUUUGGGCACAACAACACCGUCUCUCUUGAUAAUAAAGUUUGCACAUGCCAGGUUUUCCAAAAACUGAAAAUCCCUUGCGGCCACGCUUUGUUAGCGGCUGACUCGAUUGGUCUCCCACAUUCCAACCUUUUUGGAGAUUGCUACAAAACACAGACAUGGAGAGAAACCUACUCUGGGGUCAUCUACCCUGAAGCCCCUUUAGGGGACCAUGAUAUACCUCCUGCCAUCGAUAGUCUAGCCCUCCAGCCUCCCAAAACCCGCAGGCCCUCUGGUCGUCCCAAAGAAAACCGAAUCCCUUCUACAGGAGAGAUUCAGGUAAAUAAACACAACUUAUGUCUGUCAUAUUCUCUUACCUCUGAUCUUACCUGCAAAAUUUUACUUUUCAGGUCCCAAAGAUAACCAAAAUCAACAGGUGCGGUCGCUGU